AUGUCAGAGUAUGUCAGUAGUAACGUGAAUAGAAACGUGACAAGCAACGAAAUCACUUUCUCCUACUCGAACACCUCGACGCCAAAUGAGUAUACCAGACUCCUUCCUGAGACUAGAGAAGAUAACCUCCCCAUAGAGGAGGACUUCCCUUGGAAUCACGAGGUUGACAAGAAUGCCGAGGGGCUUUCGCAUAGUCAGCGCAUUCUGCGUGAGUUCUGGGAGCUGUUCAAGGCUUCCUUUCCUGUAAUUCUGGCAUAUGCGCUGCAGAUGAGCCUGCAGACGAUUCCCGUGAUUAUCGUUGGUCACUUAUCAUCAAUGCACCUGGCUGUCAGUGCAUUCUCUUUGAUGUUUGCCUUGGUCACCGGCUGGAUGAUUGCACUUGGAGGAACAACGGCCCUGGAUACCCUGGCUUCGUCAACCUUCACCGGGAGUGGAAAUAAGCACGACCUAGGCAUCCUUCUUCAGCGCGCGUUCUUGGUUCUCGGACUUUUUUAUAUCCCCGUCGCUGUCAUCUGGGCUUGUUCCAAUACCAUUUUCCAGGCUCUUGGCCAAGAUCCAGAGCUAUCCUACUGGAGCUCCAAGUUUUUGACGGCAUUGAUUCCCGGGGGUCUUGGGUAUAUCUACUUUGAGGCCAUGAAGAAGUAUUUGCAGGCGCAAGGAAUCAUGCAAGCUGGAACAUACGUUCUACUUAUCACUUCGCCCCUCAAUGCUGGAUUAUGUUAUCUCUUCUGCUAUACAUUGGACAUGGGGCUACUCGGUGCUCCCCUAGCAGCCAAUAUCUCAUACUGGACCUCCUUUAUUCUGCUAGUCCUAUAUUCCAAAUUCAUCACCGGUUCCGAAUGCUGGGGUGGCUGGUCUCGUUUAGCGCUCUCGAACCUAUGGACCUUCGCCCGUCUAGCAAUACUCGGAAUCUUGCAUAUCGGAACUGAAUGGUGGGCCUUUGAGAUCGUGGCAUUGGUGGCAGGUCGCCUGGGCACCAUUCCUCUCGCAGCCCAGAGCGUUAUUAUGACAGCCGAUGGAACUAUGAAUACUAUUCCCUUCGGACUUGGUGUUGCAACUUCCUCUCGUGUCGGGAACUUGCUCGGGUCGCGAAAUGCCAAAGGUGGUGCACGUGCUGCGCACUCAUCUGCGAUUCUUUCUGUUGCUUUUGGUGCUGUUGUGCUGGCUAUCCUCAUGGGCACAAGAAACCACUUCGCGAAGAUCUUCAAUAAUGACCUGCAGGUCGUUGAACUCACUGCUGAGAUCAUGCCAUUGGUCGCACUAUUCCAGAUCGCGGAUGGUUUGAAUGGAAGCUGCGGUGGAAGUCUUCGAGGAAUGGGCCGACAGCAUGUAGGUGCCGCUAUCAACAUUGUGAGCUACUAUUGCUUUGCUUUGCCACUGGGUGUUUAUCUUGCUUUCCAUGGGUGGGGACUCAAAGGACUUUGGGUCGGUCAGUGUGUUGCCCUCUACUGUGCGGGUAUUUUGGAGUGGGUGCUCGUCACUUUCACUCAUUGGGACAACGAAGUUCGCAAGGCGUUUAAGCGGAUGGACGGUCAUGGUAGUUUGGAGUCAGGUGUAGGAACCAAGAUUGUUGGUGAUGAUUAA
Penicillium cinerascens is the source of this 1584-nucleotide messenger RNA. Its product is annotated as MATE family efflux transporter. Lineage: Eukaryota; Fungi; Ascomycota; Eurotiomycetes; Eurotiales; Aspergillaceae. The transcript has 2 exons. Gene Ontology annotation, biological process: xenobiotic detoxification by transmembrane export across the plasma membrane. Gene Ontology annotation, molecular function: antiporter activity; xenobiotic transmembrane transporter activity. Gene Ontology annotation, cellular component: membrane. The record is from RefSeq and is a predicted model, not a curated record. Bases 1 to 1584 code for a protein of 527 amino acids.